Messenger RNA from Danio aesculapii, 4702 nucleotides. Its product is annotated as occludin. The record is from RefSeq and is a predicted model, not a curated record. Gene Ontology annotation, molecular function: cis-regulatory region sequence-specific DNA binding. The transcript has 8 exons. NCBI's taxonomy places the organism in Eukaryota, Metazoa, Chordata, Actinopteri, Cypriniformes, Danionidae. Gene Ontology annotation, cellular component: transcription elongation factor complex; bicellular tight junction; membrane. The coding region runs from base 443 to 2041 and encodes 532 amino acids. Gene Ontology annotation, biological process: positive regulation of transcription elongation by RNA polymerase II; bicellular tight junction assembly; snRNA transcription by RNA polymerase II.
UUAGAUCGAGUAAACUUCUUGUUCUGAAGGAAGUUUAUUUUCACAGCCGUUCAUGCAUUUCCACCCACAACCUUUUUGAGGGGGGUCAAGAGGAGUGAGCUCAAACAAUCAGACUUCUGAUUCAGACAGACAAAUGCAGAUGUGCUUCACUGCAUGCAGGAGCAGGUGGAGCGGAGAGCUUUAACACACACGACACAGAAAGAGAGAGAGAGAGAGAGAGGGAGGGAGAAGGGAUCUGGACAUCCAACAACAACAACAACAUCAACAACAACAAAAAAAGCACCUUUACUUUCACCUGAAAACUUUUAUUUGAUGUUCUAGACGUCUCCCAGAGCCGAGACUGAAUUUGAAGAGGAAGAAGAAUCUGGGAAAAUCAUAAUAAUAAAAAGGAUCUCACUUUCUUCUGGUGAAGCAGAUUCAAAAAGCAGGUCGUCACUGAGAGAUGUUUGAGAAACAACCCUACGACAGUCCUCCUAAAUACACCCCUCCAUCCAAUGGCUUCGGACCCCCAGGGAGCUUCCAGGACCCUCGGAGUGAAUUCGAUCCCUACCCUGCUCCACCAGGAUCCUACUAUGUUGGCGAAGAGGUUCCUCAGCAUUUCUACAAAUGGUUCUCCCCUCCAGGAAUCGUGAAGAUUAUGAUAGGAACCGUCAUAGUGCUCUGUCUGGGAAUCUUCGCCUGCGUGGCCUCGACUCUGGUUUGGGACAUGCAAUACGGAUAUGGAUAUGGGUCUGGAUAUCCUGGAUAUGGAAGUGGGUAUGGAUAUGGCAGUGGAUAUGGAAGCUAUGGAUAUGGAAGUGGAUACGGAAGUGGAUAUGGAUAUGGGAGCUACUAUAAUUCAUAUCCAACCCCAUACUCUGCGAAAACCAGCAUGAUCGCCGUCGCCGCAAUAAACUUCAUCAUCGCUUUGGGAUUUUUUGCUGCCAGCUUCUCCAAAACAAACACUUUCCGCAGCCGGAAGUUCUUUCUGGCCGUACUUGUUGUCUGUUCAAUAAUGGCAGUGAUUCAGGGCAUUAUAAACAUCGUGUACAUCGUAGGAGUGAACCCUAUGGCACAAAGCUCCACCAGCUCAUAUUAUAACCCCAUGCUCAUGAUGUGCCAGAACCUCUACGGCAGCAGUAUGACAGGAAUCGGAGCCGGAUUUCCAGUUUAUAACCAGUACUUGUACCACUACUGCUACGUGGACGCUCAGGAGGCUGUUGCGAUGGUUUGUGGGUUCAUGGUGGUGGUGGCUCUGGCAGUGGCGGCCUUUUUCUCCUACAGGACCAGAAGUAAGAUCUGGCAGUACGGCAAACCAAACAUCUACUGGGAUCGACCUCUGAUGGCAGGAACGGAGGGCAGAGAUGUGGAGGAUUGGGUCAACCAUGUACAGGAUGGACAGAGCAUUCAGGAGGCCUCAAUGGUGUUUUCAGAAAAGAUGUCUCCUGUUCUGGCUUCGGCUCCCAGCGUCGGCUCUAUUCCUGCAAAGACCGGUAGCGUCUUCAGCUCCGAGAACCACAAUGUCCUCGGUUACCCGGAGCGCUCUUUCAGCCGGCCAUCUCACUGUACAUCCCCAUCUAUAGAAGUGAGUUCCAGCCCAUCCGACCAGACGGACACCAUUCGCAAACCCUCUGCUGGCAGGGGCAAGAGACGCAGGAGGAACCCUGAGCUGGAUGAGUCCCAGUACGAAACCGAGUACACCACCGGAGGAGAGACCGCCGACGACUUUGACCAGGAUCUGUGGACACGUCUGUAUCCAGAGAUCACAUCUGACCCCCAGCGACACGACUAUAAGAAAGAGUUUGACACAGACCUCAGGUCCUACAAGGAAGUCUGUGCUGAAAUGGAUGAUAUCAACGACCAGAUAAACAAGCUGAGCAGAGAACUGGACACCCUCGAUGAGGGAACGUCCAAGUAUCAGGCUGUAGCAGAGGAAUAUAAUCGUCUGAAAGACUUAAAACGGAUGCCGGAUUAUCAAAACAAGAAGCACCAGUGUCGCAAACUGCGCCACAAGCUCUUCCAUAUUAAACGAAUGGUCAAGAACUACGACCGCCGUCAAUAAUGAGCUUCAUUAAACCAGCACCUGUUCUCCUUUUUCACCACCUUAGCAUUAAACUAAUCAUGGGCGGCCAUGACGAAGCCUUCAUAUCACUGUGACCAAAGUUUCCCCUAACAAUGGCUUCACCCGGUGCUUAUGAUUAACCUAAAGAUGGUUGCAUUUCAGUAAACCAGGACCAGAAGCGGUCAACCCAACGUUUUUUCCAUUACCUGGAGCUUGUUCUUUCACUGGAAACAUCUGCUUUACUUGGAGCGAGUGACUUAAUAUGGCUUGUAAAGUGCCAUAAAGCAUUGAAAUAUUGUGUUGUUUGUGUGUGAGCUGGGCGUGGCUUUGAGGUUCAACUUCAAGGUCAGCUGAUUAUAUGGGUUUGUUGGUGCAAAUGCACUUUGGACAGUCUUUUUCCACUAAGUUGUUUGCAAUUGCAUUGACACCUAUGCAGUCGGUUUCCUCAUGCAUGACUGUAAAUGAGUGUUUUAUUGUGUGUUUCUGUAAGAGAGGAACUGCUUGAAAACAUACUAGACACUUCCUGAUAAAAGUCUUUUCCUUGAUCUCAAUUGUAAGAGCAACAAAUAAUAACUUGACCUAGUUGAUUAUCUGGAAAAGUGGCAGAAUGAAGCUUUUUCAGAUGAAUCAUCUGUUGAACUGCAUCCCAAUCAUCACAAAUACUGCAGAAGGAACCUAUUGGAACCUGCAUGAAGCCAAGAUUCUGGUAGAAAUCAGUCAAGUUUGGUGAAGGAAAUAUCAUGGUUUGGGGUUACAUUCAGUAUGGGGGCGUGCAAGAGAUCUACAAAGUGGAUAGCAACAUCAACAGCCUGAGGUAUCAAGACAUUUGUGCUGCCCAUUACAUUACAAACCACAGGAGAGGGCAAAUCCCACACGGAAAGAACCUAUAUAAACAUAUAUGUUUUAAUAUAUGUAUAUAUAAUAUAGGAAAACUGCCAAUUUUUAUUAGAUUAGAUUCAACUUUAUUGUCAUUACACAUGUACAAGAACAAGGCAACGAAAUGCAGUUUAGGUCUAACUAGCAGUGCAAUAGCAGCAAGUGCAGGAUACAGGUAUAAGUUAUAAAGUGCAGUUAUAGAGUCACAUAUAUGUCACAUAUAUUAAAAACCUAUUCAAAACUUUAAAAAUCUUGAAACAUAUAUGUUUAUAUAGGUUCUUUCCGUGUGGGGUCUCACUUAUUUGCCAUAGUUAAAUUCCAUAGCAUGCCAAUUACAUGUGAAACCAAUUAAUAUUAAUAAUAAUAUAAAAUUAAUAAUAUAAAAAAUGAGCUAAGCAUCAUGUAUGACAGUUGCCAAAAUGAGGUAUGAGCUAUAGGAUACAUAUCUUGCAUGUACAUAUAUGGCUUAUACUGUAUGUGAAUAUAAAGAAGCAAUAAAGGAGACCUAAAUGGCCUUUAUUUGCACAUAUAUGCACCUCAAUUUGUACACAUAUAUGCAACAUAUAUAUUAUCAUAUAUGUGUACAUAUACUGCAUAUAGGUUUCAUACAUGCGCAAAUAUUCUCAUAUAGGUUCUUUCCAUGUGGGAUUCUUCAGCAGGAUAGCGCUCCUUUUCAUAUAUCAGCCUCCACAUCAAAGUUCCUGAAAGCAAAGAAGGUCAAAGUGCUCCAGAAUUGGCCAGCCCAGUCACAAAAUAUAAACAUUAUUACGAAUGUCUGGGGUAAGAUGAAGGAGGAGGCUUUGAAGAUGAAUCCAAAGAAUCUUGUUGAACUCUGGGAGUCCUGCAAGAACGCUUUCUUUGCCAUUCCAGAUGACUUUAUAAUAAGUUAUUUGAGUCAUUGCAGUGAUGUAUGGAUGCAGUCCUCCAAGCUCAUGGGAGUCAUACACAAUAUUAAUUCUUUUCCAACUGCACCAUGACUUUAUACUCUAUACUGUACAUUAUUUCUGUUAAUAGACAAGACUUUUGUCUAAGCAAAGUCAGACCUUACUGUCCUAAUUAAAUAAUUAAAAUCCAGGCAUGAUCAUAUUUUAUUUUGGUAAAAUAAGUAUAAUCUAGAGGCCUUUGCCUUUCAUAUAGGCCACUUCUGAUACCAAAUGAUCAACUAGAAGUCAAGAUAUUAUUUGUUGUUCCUAAAACUUGGAUAGGCAACAAGACUUUUGUCAGGUAGUGUAAAUACUCUCAUUUCUGAGGUGUGCAGAAACAACAGAGCGAUUUAAACUCACACAGCACUGCAAAAUUAUUCUCGUUUCAUUUUUUUAAGCAACUGACUGCCUCAGUAAAAGAUUAAAAUUAAACAAAUCAAAAAAAUCACUUAGUGAAACUGGAAUUUUAUAUUUAAUAGGUAAAAAAAAGUUAAUGCAGACAUGCAAGAAAUCUGAUGUUUUGUUUGAUGUUUCUAUUUCAUUGCAUUUGACUGUCUGAUUUUGAAAAGUGAUUCUCACACUGUUUAAAACAAUAAUAGCCGAGUUUAUCUGUAACUAAUCAACUUUCUAUGCAAGAUCAAAUAAUGCAGUUUUGUUGUGUUUUUAAAAGUUGUUAUGGACAACAAAUACACUUUUUUUACUCAUUUUUUUUUACGAAAACUGAAAACGUAUUUUUUUCCACACACUCAUUUUCAGUGCUAAGAUAAUGUGUUUUUCUUUUCUAAUAUGCUUAAUAGCAUUCAUGUUCAUCUGUACAUAUUUGUUGUCCUAUUUUCAAUAAAGUUUUGUAUUUUAAGUUUUA